This is a messenger RNA of Notothenia coriiceps (black rockcod), 4387 nucleotides long. Its product is annotated as sodium- and chloride-dependent GABA transporter 1-like. Gene Ontology annotation, cellular component: axon; cell surface; plasma membrane. The coding region runs from base 506 to 2629 and encodes 707 amino acids. The transcript is spliced from 15 exons. The record is from RefSeq and is a predicted model, not a curated record. NCBI's taxonomy places the organism in Eukaryota, Metazoa, Chordata, Actinopteri, Perciformes, Nototheniidae. Gene Ontology annotation, biological process: nitrogen compound transport; sodium ion transmembrane transport; amino acid transport. Gene Ontology annotation, molecular function: gamma-aminobutyric acid:sodium:chloride symporter activity.
GAGAUGACAUUGAGGCUGUGUAGAUGGGAGUUGAGUCUCUGGUUGUUGAUGUUAGACAGUCGCACAAGGCGAAGCGGCUGCUGCCCGUGUUGAUUCAGCCUCCUCCUCCUCUUCCUCCUCCUCUUCCUCUUCCUCCUCCUGGUCUUCAGUACUGCUCCCCGCUGGACAGCUCCUGCUUGGACAUCUCUAACGCUGCAUGGUCCCUUUAAGUCUUUUAAUGGAAGUAACAUCUAUUUAUGUUCCAAGAAAUAUUGGGAGUUUACAACUUCAUCCACAGGAGGAAUCUAAGGAUACCUCGUUUCGAGAUUUGUGGCAGGCAGCGUAUCCUCGGCGGCACACAACACAGAUUCAUUGUUAACGGCGAUUGAAGAGCCGUGUGUGCACAGGCUUCACCUCCAGACAAUUGAUCUAAGGGUAAGCUCUAGAAAUUGCGAAACUGCUGUCUACGUGGACUGGUGUUGAAGCCUCUCGUCCGACUGCCAGGACCUUUGCAAAACCCAGAGACAUGGCGACGAACGGCACCAAAACGGACGGACAGGUCACAGAACUGAACGAGGUGGCCACUAACGACAAGCCCAAGUCGCUGGACGUGAAAUCCGAGAAUCUAAAGGAUUUGCCUGUUAGAGAAACAUGGGGAGGGAGAUUUGAUUUUCUCCUGUCGUGUGUGGGUUAUGCAAUUGGACUGGGAAACGUAUGGAGAUUUCCCUAUCUCUGUGGAAAAAACGGUGGAGGAGCCUUCUUGAUUCCCUAUUUUUUGACCCUAAUAUUUGCUGGGAUGCCAUUGUUUCUACUGGAAACCUCCCUUGGUCAAUACACCUCUAUUGGAGGGCUUGGUGUGUGGAAACUGGCUCCUAUGUUUAAAGGUGUGGGCCUUGCAGCAGCUGUCGUGUCCUUCUACCUAAACAUUUACUACAUUGUAAUCAUUUCGUGGGCCAUUUACUACCUGUACAACUCCUUCACAUAUGACCUUCCAUGGAGCUCAUGUCACAACGCUUGGAACACAGAGAAAUGUUAUACAAACUACUCCAUUGUAGAUACCACCAAUCUCACCAGCUCAGUGGUGGAGUUUUGGGAGCGCAACAUGCAUGAAAUGACCGAUGGCUUGGAAAAACCAGGCCAGAUUCGAGCGCCACUGGCAAUAACACUGGCCAUCGCCUGGGUCCUUGUGUACUUCUGUAUCUGGAAAGGGGUUGCCUGGACAGGGAAGGUCGUUUACUUCUCAGCUACAUAUCCCUACUUCAUGCUGUUUAUUCUCUUCAUCCGUGGGGUGACUCUACCUGGAGCUACGGAUGGAAUUAUGUUCUAUAUCACCCCUGAUUUCGCAAAACUCAAAGAAUCUGAGGUAUGGCUGGAUGCAGCUACGCAGAUCUUUUUUUCCUACGGAUUGGGAUUGGGGUCACUUAUAGCUCUGGGCAGCUAUAAUCCUUUCAAAAACAAUGUUUACAGAGACUCUAUCAUUGUGUGCUGCAUCAACUCUUGUACCAGCAUGUUUGCUGGCUUGGUCAUCUUCUCUAUUGUUGGCUUCAUGGCAAAUGUGACAAAGAGACCCAUAGCAGACGUAGCAGCUUCAGGUCCUGGCUUAGCUUUCCUGGCCUACCCUGAGGCUGUAACCCAGUUGCCCGUGUCUCCUCUCUGGGCCAUUCUGUUCUUCUCCAUGCUGCUCAUGCUGGGGAUAGACAGCCAGUUUUGCACUGUUGAAGGCUUCAUCACUGCACUGGUGGAUGAGUAUCCCAGAGCUCUUAGGGGAAGGCGAGAGAUCUUCAUCGCGGCCGUCUGUUUCGUGUCCUAUAUAAUUGGACUUUCAAACAUCACACAGGGUGGAAUCUAUGUCUUCAAGCUGUUUGACUACUACUCUGCCAGUGGAAUGUGUCUCCUGUUCUUGGUCUUCUUUGAAUGCAUCUCCAUAUCCUGGUUCUACGGUGUGGACAAGUUCUACGACAACAUUGAGGAGAUGAUUGGCUACAAGCCUUGUAUAUGGUGGAAGCUGUGCUGGGUCGUGUUCACCCCUCUCAUUGUUGGUGGUGUGUUCUUGUUCAGCGCCAUACAAAUGGUUCCUCUCAAAAUGGGAGACUAUGUGUACCCAGGAUGGGGUCAGGGAGUGGGCUGGCUCAUGGCCAUGUCCUCCAUGAUUCUCAUACCAGGAUACAUGGUCUAUAUGUUUCUCGGACUCAAGGGAACUUACAAAGAGCGACUGAGGAUAAUGCUCCACCCUCCUGCAGUUGUCAGGCGACCUCUGGAGAAUGGACCUGAGCAGCAGGCAGAAACCAACACCGCUACCCUAUCGAGCCCUGUCAACCCCGCCAGCCCUGUCAGCCCGGCCCCGGCCCCGGCUAACCCUGCCAGCCCCACCACUCCAGCUCCAGUCAGCACCACCAGCCCUGUGACUCCAGCUAACCCGGCCCCUCCGCCAGCAAAUCCAACCACUGCCACUAGCCCGGUGAACCCGGCAACUAGUCCCACUGUCACCAUCACCACCGCCACCACCGCGGCCAGUCCGGCUAACCCUACUAUCACAACUGUUAGCCCGACCGUCCCACCACCCAACCCAGCAAGCCCAACGGAGCCUAUUAUCCCCCCAAACCCAACGAGCCCGACCUCUAACCUGACCAAUGCAGAGGCCAAUGUGUAGACAACAAAGAAACCCUCAUGGAGCACGUUGACAAAAGAGAACAUUACAAAGGACUUCCAAGAUUUUAAUUGAUUCACCUACCUCCAGGGGCAAUAUGUGAUCAAAACUGAUUUUCAAACCAUCUUUAAUUUUUUCUGCAUUUGUAAAAACCAAACCAAUUAUGUCUUAUUGUUGGUUUUCAUUCAGAAAACAAUGUCAAAGACUGUUAGUGUUGACAAAUACAACCAUACAUCUGAGUAAAAAAAAAAAAAAUGUAAACAUACUGUGUAAUACUGUGAGAAAAGAAAAAAACAGAGAUAUAGUUUAGAGAUUUGUUGAAUAUCUUCAUGAUUCAAGUAAAUACCGUGUGAAUAUAGUAGAUGAAGUAGUGAAAAAUUGACAUCAUUGAAGAGUGGAAGGGAUGUCAAUUUUAUUGUGGAUGUUUACUAAACCUCACACAGUUGUCUCUUUUCCAAACGUUGCACUCUGUGAGGUAAACUACAGGCCACAAGACAAACGGGGAGCAAGCACAAUGCCAAUAAGAAGUUCAUGUUUAGGAGCUCUUGCAAAAGAUUUUGUGUGUGAGAGAGACUGUUAUUUUUCCUUCCUUUUUUUUCAGUAAAAAAAAAGGGAAAACUUUUAUGUGAUCGAAACAUUUUUAGAAUUAUUUUUAGGAUGUUUUAUACUAUAUGUGUUGUGAUGGAGGACCAAAAUCAAUAGGCAGACAAAAGCAAAAACUAUGCCAUUUAGUGUUUGGUUGGCAAAGCACAGGGUACAAAGAAGUACAACAAAAAAAAGCACAGGGUUAGAGAAGUGAUUUACAAACAUUGACUAUCCUUUAAUGCUGACAGUCAAUCCUGUUUACGUCUUGCAUGCUUUCCUCAGGAACAUCAGUGAAAACGUUCUGAAAUGUCUCCUGACAAACAAUAAAAAAAGAAGAAGAGAGAAGGCCUUAAGCCAAUACACCAAUUUCAACAAAGCCAUAGUCUGUUUACAUGACUGGCAGAAUUACAAAAUCCAACUUUGUAUGCUAGCACAAAAACCUGGACCAACUCUGUGUUUAAGUAAAGUCUUUUUUAUGUGUAAUGAUCAAUUAUAGUUUGAUCAAUAUGUAUUCAGCAAUACAUAUGUAGAUGUAUAAGUCCAGGCCAGUAAGCAAGUGGUCUGUUUCUCUUUUUGUUUAUGUUGUCUUUGCUUUACUAGUGAAAAGCACAAGCUUUAAUUGCCCCAGACUUUUGCCAUGGCUUGUUAGGACAAUGUUAGUUUGCUUCUAUGGCAGCUACUGUGAAAGGCAUCUGGUUGAACAGAACAUGUUUACUUUGAAAAGCAAAACAACUGAGCGAAAAUGUGAAAUGGCUACAGUUCAUGUCCUGUGAAUUUUGUAUAAAGUUACUCUACCACAGUUUUCUCUGGAACUUUGUUGUAAAACUGUACUGUGUAAAACAUGUAACUGUGAAUGUCUGUAAUACAUUGGAAGUUAUUGUCUAAAUGUUGAAAAAAUGGAGUUGCUGUUUUCUGCAAUAAUAUUUUGAUCACAGAAGCUAAAGCACAUAUCUUACAGAAAUAUACGAGAUGAUGAUGACAAUGAAGAUACUGAGGAUUAUAUUAAAAAUAGAUACUAUGUCUAGUAAAACAAUAUUGUUUUGUAUAUUUUUAACUGUCUCACUGCCUAAUGUAAAACAUAAUAUAAACAUGAUAUGUAUUUAAAUGGUGUCACAUGAUAAAGCACGAUUGUUAUGUUAUACAAACAGAAACAGAUUGAAAAAAUAAAGAAUUAUA